CAGAUACAUGAUUUGAGAAUAUCUUGUCUAUUCUAGGCACUGUCUUUUCACUUUCUUGAUAGUGACCUUUGAAGCUUAGAAGGUUUUAGUUUCAAUAAAAGCAAGUUUAUCUCUUUUUUGUAAGUUGCCUAUGCUUUUGGUGUCAUAUCUAAGGUUAUCAUUGCUUGAUCCAAGGUCAUGUUGAUUUACACUUAAGUUUUCUUCUAAGAGUUGCAUAGUUUUAACUCUUACAUUAAGGGCUUUGAUCCAUUUUGAGUUAAUUUUUAUAUAUGGUGUGAGGUGGGGGCUAACUUUAUUUUAUUCUUUCAUGUGGAUAUAUAGUUGUCCCUGCAUCAUUUGUUGAAAGACUGCUUUGCGUUUUUUCCCCCAUUGACUCGUCUUGGCUCCUGUGUCAAAAAUCAAUUGACCAUAAUUAUAUGGGUUUAUUUCUAGACUUUCAAUUCUGUUCCAUUGAUUUAUGUGUCUAUCGUUAUGCCAACAUCACACACUUUUGAUUACUGUAGCUUUGUAGUGACUUUUGAAGUUGGGAGUGUGAGUCCUCCGACUUUAUUCUAUUUUGUUUUUUCAAGAUCGUUUUGGCUAUCCUGGGCCUUUGCAUUUCCAUAUGAAUUUUAGGGCCAGCCUGUUCAUUUCUGGAAAAAAAAAAAAAAGUCCGGCUGAGAUUUUAAUAGGGAUUGCACUAAAUCUGUGGAUCAAUUUUGGAAGUAUUGCCACCUUAACAUUAAGUCUUCCCAUUGUUUCUUUUGGUAUUUGUUGAGUAUAGGGUUGAGCUCGUGCCAGAUAUAUUGUUUUGAAUCCUGACUUGUUCUGCUUAAUAUUCUAUCAUAGGCACUUCCCUGUGUUACAAAAGAUGCAAGAAUAAUUUCAGUGCUAUGUAAUAUUCCAUUGUUUGGCUGUACCAAAACCUGUUGGUUUUUGGGUAACCUAUCAUGGAAAGUACUUUGUUCUGGUACCUUCGUGGCGCAGGCACAGACGGACACUGGGAGGACAGGUGGCUCCCAGAAGGGCAGCAGAAUAUUAAAAUUGAUCAGCAAGUAUCCCAUGCUGCAGGUAGGGAGUGGGACUCAUUGGAAAAGCCAACGUGCUGGUUACUGGAGAGCUGACCUGCCUCCCUGCGUGGUAGCACCAGCCUGAGGGAAUUAAAUCAGGAAACAGGAUCCAACCAACUGCACAGGCAUUGAUAGAACAUGUUCAUUUUAGACGUGUUUCUCUAGAACAGUGGAUUAAAACAUUAAAACAUUUGCAACAUGAAAUUCAUCUAACAUUGUAACUCAGCUGACCUAAAAUGAAAGUUUCACUAAAUAAUACUUUUUGUAUCAGCCCAGAGAAGUGCAGUAACAAACAGCACCCAUUUCUUAGUGGUGCGAGAGCUUUCUUUUUCUGUCACGUUACACACCUAUCAUGUAACAGGAGAGCCCUGGUAUUCAGUUGACAGAAUCCACUCGUUGCUGGUUUCAGCGGCAGUGGAAGGAGGGCAGGGUAGGCAAAAGAAAUGGCUCCCCAAAUAUGUCUACAUACUAAUGCUUGACACCUUUGAACAUGUUAUAAAUCCUGGCAAAAGGGAAAUUACGCGUGCAGAUGGAAUUAAGGUUGCUAAACCAGUUCACCUCAAAUUAGGGAGUCAAAUGUACUCAUAAAGGUCUUUAAAAAUAGAAGAAGGGGGGCAGAAGAGGUCAGAAUGAGGCAAUAUAAUAAGAACGCAACCUGCUGCUGUUGGCCUUGAAGACGGAGGAAGAGGCCGUGAGACAAAUGUGGGUGGUCUCCAGAGGCUGGAAAGGGUAAGGAAAGAGAUUCAGCCCUGGAGUCUCCGGAAAAGAAUGUGGCCCAGCCAACAUCUUGAUUUUAACCCAGAGGGGUACAUUCUGAACCUCUGAACUACAAAGCUGUAAGCUAAGUCUAUGUUGUUUUAAGCCACUAAAUUUGUGGCCACUUGUUACAGGCUCCACAGAAAACGAAUACACGCACUAGCCCUUAAAUGCUUCUGCCCGGAAGUGACAUGGGGGCACUUCUAGUCCUAUCUCAUUGGCCAGGGCAAGCCACAUGGGCAUGUCUAAUUUCACAGGGCUGGAGAAAUUUGCCCAGCCUUAGAGGGAAAUGGAAUAUUGGUAAAUAUAGUAAUAUCUACUACGCCCUUGUUAUCUGUGUCUCAUGCUUUUAUCUUCUAUUCUGUAAGUGCUGGUGGCAACUCUUUAAGUUGAUUUCAUUAUCAGCUAAUGGGUUGUGACCCCCGAUUCGUAAAACACCGCUCUAUAAGCCCUCCUCUGCUCAAGCCUCGUGGAACACAUGACACACCCUAGACAGAGCUGAUUGGUCCGGGCAUGGGGCACCUGACCCAAGCUGAUCAAUCAGAUUCCUUUCCUGGGAAUUUGGAAUUGGGCCAUUCAGCCAGUUAACAGUGAGAAGCUGAGCGAGAGGCAGAGUAGAAACAGGGUCGCAGUGAGAGCCACAUGCAAGCCAAAAUGAUGGAGGAGCAGAAAAGCCCUGAGUAAGCAGAGAGAGUUGGUCCCCAGAGACCAUGGAGCAGCCGACCGGAGAGCAGCGUGAGAACAUGCAGCCCCAGGGGGAGAGGUGGAGAGAGAGCAACCGCCUCGAGGGCUGAUGGCUUCCCCGUUCCUGACUCCAGCACUCCUGCGUUCUGCCUGCGCAUCUUUCCCGGUGUUCAAGAAGGCCAGCCCAAAUGGAAAGCUCACUGUGUAUCUGGGAAAGCGGGACUUUGUGGACCACAUCGACCUCGUGGACCCUGUCGAUGGUGUGGUCCUGGUGGAUCCUGAGUAUCUCAAGGAGAGGAGAGUCUAUGUGACACUGACCUGCGCCUUCCGCUAUGGCCGGGAGGACCUGGAUGUCCUGGGCCUGACCUUUCGCAAGGACCUGUUUGUGGCCAACGUGCAGUCCUUCCCGCCGGCCCCUGAGGACAAGAAGCCCCUGACACGGCUGCAGGAGCGCCUCAUCAAGAAGCUGGGCGAGCACGCCUACCCUUUCACCUUUGAGAUCCCUCCGAACCUCCCAUGCUCUGUGACAUUGCAGCCGGGGCCUGAAGACACAGGGAAGGCCUGUGGUGUGGACUAUGAAGUCAAAGCCUUCUGUGCUGAGAACCUGGAGGAGAAGAUCCACAAGCGGAAUUCUGUGCGCCUGGUUAUCAGGAAGGUUCAGUAUGCCCCGGAGAGGCCUGGCCCCCAGCCCACAGCUGAGACCACCAGGCAGUUCCUCAUGUCGGACAAGCCCCUGCAUCUAGAGGCCUCCCUGGAUAAGGAGAUCUAUUACCAUGGAGAACCCAUCAGCGUUAAUGUUCACGUCACCAACAACACCAACAAGACAGUGAAGAAGAUCAAGAUCUCGGUGCGCCAGUAUGCGGACAUCUGCCUUUUCAACACAGCCCAGUACAAGUGCCCUGUGGCCAUGGAAGAGGCUGAUGACACAGUGGCACCCAGUUCGACAUUCUGCAAGGUCUACACACUGACCCCCUUCCUGGCCAACAACCGAGAGAAGCGGGGCCUUGCCUUGGACGGGAAGCUCAAGCAUGAAGACACGAACCUGGCCUCCAGCACCCUGUUGAGGGAAGGCGCCAACCGGGAGAUCCUGGGCAUCAUUGUUUCCUACAAGGUGAAAGUGAAGCUGGUGGUAUCUCGGGGCGGUGAUGUGGCCGUGGAACUGCCCUUCACCCUAAUGCACCCCAAGCCCAAAGAGGAACCCCCACAUCGUGAAGUUCCAGAGAACGAGGCGCCAGUAGAUACCAAUCUCAUAGAACUUGACACAAACGAUGAUGACAUCGUGUUUGAGGAUUUUGCCCGCCAGAGACUGAAAGGCAUGAAGGAUGACAAGGAGGAAGAGGAGGAUGGCACUGGUUCUCCACAGCUCAACGACAGAUAGACUGGGGCCAGCCCUCCCUCCGGGCAGCUCCGGGUCUGCUCUCCUGCACUAAGAUGCUUAUUCGUCUUCUUCCUGUUCUCGUUCCCCCCUCCCCUUUGUUCUUCUAGUUUCUACCAGGGGGCCCAGUGUUCUUCCAGGUCACGGUGGUGAACCUCUGGCCUCAGGAUUGGCCCCACAUCACCAUGCCAACAAGGGUCACAUGGGCCACGUUCACCCCUCUCACCCCUGUCGCGGGGCACCCCUCCAGCCCCUCUCUUUUCCUGCUGACCCCCCAGAAAGGCCAUCCUGGCUCUGGCCUUGGAAUUUGACUUGGGAUGGGGAGCAGAACAGGGAGUGUGGGGCAUAGGGCUUGGAGGGGUGAGGUUGAGGGCUCAAGACGUGUGAGAGGGUGCCCACAGUCCUAGGUGGCUAACACAGUUCUGGCAGCUAAAAGAUGACUAUGCUGAGGGCCACCCUCUUCUGGCUGGGAGGGGCACACCUGUGGAUAGAUUCUUACUGCCUUCAGGCAGUUGAGACCCAUGAAACACCUCUCUGCAUCCACCCCUCCGUCCCCACCCUACAUGCCUCUGUGUCUGACAGUGACCCUCUGUGUCUGUGGUGAUGGUUUGCAGACCCCAGGAGUAGAGAAAAGCCACCAGACUGGCUUUCUCACCAGCAGUUACUCAGUCUAAGGCAAGCUGUGUGAACUAGCCCAUCUAUUUCAGUACUGUCAGGAUGUAACAUCCUAGCCACCUUGUAUCUUAUGUGUGUGUCCUGUCUGUACACAUGCACAGAGAAAUAAGGGAGGGGUCUUCAGAAAGCACCAACCGGAGGUAGAGUGAGCCCAAGCUCUUGGGGAGGUUUCCCGAAGGGUGGCUCUGAGAGAUGGGGUCGGAGUAAGAAGAUGAGAAUCUGCUCUGUUCCCUCCUUUGCGGACGUAAGAGCAAUCGGUGAUCCCUCAGGAAGUAAGGCUGGUGGUCCAGAUAGGGCUGGGGACACCGGUAUCCUCCGGCUUUCCCUUGCGGUUCAUCCGGGCUGAGCUGGGCUGGCCCUGCAGGCUGGGAGAGAGCGCUCGAGGCCACUAUGCCCACAGUCAAAGGGGCUUCUUCGCAGAAGGUGGCAUGGUCCAUCAAGAUGCCGUCACCUGAAAGGAAGGGGACUGCCAGGUAGCAAAGAACCCUUCGUUUCCUUAGGGAGCUGAUGACCCUCCGCCAUUCCCAGUGUCAUGGAUACUCACUACCCAUUGGCUGGUGUUUUGUGUGAUUGAGACCUGGGGUAUUUUUAAGCAAUAGAGUGGGCAGAUGAUGAGGUAGAAAGUGUUAAAAGGUAUUCGUUCUUGUCUGACCUUUAAGGCCCACUUACUGUGUGACCUUGGGCAAGUUCCUUUCCUUCUCUGGGCCUGAGUUCUUCACCUGGGGUUUGACCAGAUAAUCACAAAGGGACCUCCCGGCUCUGGCCUCUAAGAAUCUGUAAACCUUAGAGCUUCUGGUAUGGUAGGUGGAACCAGAGCCAGACCACUGACUCUCGUUUGUCUGCCGCCAGAGGUGAUUCAUUGGUAGUGGGGCCCUGGAGAGCUUCUAGCCACCGCCUCCCCAGGCCUGAGAAGGGCCCUUCUUGGGCCUCUGGAGGGUCAUCUGAUGUCAAGCUGUGGCCAUAGCUAGCAUGAGCUGCUUGGCCCUAGUACCUGAGUAUUACAGAAUGCCAAGCUCGGAUUUGCUUAUGACAGGGCUUCUGGUGCCUCACAGCUCCCUGUGGAUGGCAGACCCCCUGAGGUUUACCUUAUACCCAAGCAAAUAUAUUGCUUAGCAGGGCAAGGGGAUCUCUCCUCCAUCCCUGCUCCCUUUUAUCUCUGUCCCAUGCUUGCCUGAAAAAGGAGACAACAAACUUUUAUUAUGCUAGUUGGGUCUCAAACUCUCCAGCCCCUCCUGGGGUGGGCUGCGUAACCAUUAUCCAUGGCGAGAUUACCCAGUUCACAGGCCUGGCACUGCACCUCAGCCCUUCCACUUCUGAAUCUCAUGAGGAUCUGAGGCUAGGGACUCCCUGCCCCAGGUCAGGACCAAGUCAGCUUGGGGCAGCUCUACUCUCCUGGCCAUCCCUGGGGUCCUAGCUGUGGAUGCCCCAGGCAUCCAGCCUCUACCAGAGAUUGCUGGCAGUCCGCACCUCACUGGACAGCUGAAGAGUUGACGAAGGGCUGGAACAGCAUGGGCCAAGCAUAUGCUCUCCAGUGUCUUCCUCUGGAACCUUUGAGGCUGGUACGAGACCCUUUAGGAUUUGAGGUGAUCGAUCACUCCCCUACAAACCUCUUCCUCUAUCCCUCACCUACACACAUGAAAGAUUUGUCAGCCUGGUUACUUGAGCUUCUUCACCUCAAUACCACACUCACCCUUUGGGCUUUAUCCCAGUAUUUUAAUGGAAAUUUCUCCAGCUGUGGGAAGUAUCAUAGCCCCAUCUAGACUUUUACUCUUUGGGCCCAGGGCUGCAGAAGGGCAGUGGUCAAGUUCAUUUGAAUUUGGCUUCACCGCUCUUGGCUGAUGACUUCUGCUCAGUGCUGGGCACUCGACACACAGAGAUAGGUCAGUCCCAGCCCCUGUCCUCAGAAAGCUCAUGGUCAGGUGAAAGUUAUAGUGGGAAUAGGUAAUAAGAGCCAAGUGCUUUCAGGGCUCCUUGGCUGCUGCUAGUUCGUAUGGUGCCUUGCUGUGAAUUAGAAGCAGUGCCCCUUCCAGGUAGAUUCAACCCAUGUUAGAAUGCAAAACUUUGUGAAUGGCGCAUAGAUUGGAGUUCAGCCCCACCUGCCCAGCCCAGGUGCCAUGCUCAGGCCAGAGUGUUUCCUUUGGCCUCUUCCUGGGAGAAAGACCUAGAUCAUCUUUCAAAGCUUCCACUCCAGACCCCACUCCACCUGCGGCCCCCAACCAUGACCGAGUCCUUCUAUGCAGGGCCCCUCUCCAUCUGGAGUUUAGCCUGUCUGGAAUCAGGUGAGACCUUGGAGUGAAAUUGGGGGUGUAGGAGCCCCACUGGGCCCCAGGCGCCAGCCCAUGGUAUUGGCUCUUUCUGUACACACAUUUGGGCUCUAUGCUGACCACACAGCUCCACACUGGUACCUUCCAGUGGGUCUUGUGGAUGGCAUAUACAUAGCAAUCUGGGCAGGAGGAAAGAGCAUGGCCCCAGGUGAAAAUCUACAGGCAGAGGGCCAGUGGGGCGUCCUCAGCACUACAACUGUGAGAAGAGUUCAGUCCCCAUGAAGAUAAGGACUGAGUUAUUUGGCUGGACUCCAUGGGCCGCCUCAGCCUCAAGGCGCAGACAGGUGAGCGUGGGCCCACCAGGGGCUGGUUCAGCUGGGUGUAUUGCUAAUAAGCUGGUUCCCACAUGGUGCCAUGAAAAGCAUGCUGGCCUGGAAGUCCACAGUGCCUCCUGCCCAACUGUCCCCAACCAGCUGAGUAGCCUUGAGCAAGUCACUUGACCUCUUGGGCCCGGUGUCCCUAACUGUAAACUAAGAUCGUAAUCCCUUCCCCGCCUGACUUAAGGAAUUGGGAGGCCCAGAGGAGAUGGAAGUCAGCUCUGGAAGUUGCAAAUGGCUGCACAGGCUGUGGCACUGCCACUGCAGGGGAGCAACCCAGAGUCACGUGGGAAGGUCACUGUGGGCAGAGUCCUCCUCCCAGCAGUCUUCAUCUCUUGCCCCCUUCUCAUUUAGGCAGAUGUCAGCCAGAAUGAGUGCAGUCAGUUUGGCUUUGGUGCCUCAGCUGAAAGAAAAAUCCAGACGCAAUUCAGGAAUGCCUCGCCCACAGAUAGUGGUCCCAGAGAUCCUGACAGAAAGGAUAUCAGCCAUGGAUAUCAGUGAUUGAGCUGGGGGGGCAUCUGGACCGUCCCAGGCCUGGUGCCACCCACACCUCCUAUCUUUCAGAUCCCACAGAGGCCAGGAAGCCUUGGCUCUGAUCCCAGGUUAGGGAGAGCCCCUAACCCCCAGGCCCAAGGAGGGCUGAACCACUAUUCCAUCUAAGAACCCCAAGGGUGAGGUGGAAUAGAAGUUGCCCUUCAAAGUAGAAGGUCCUCUCCAGCAUCAGACACAGCUGCUAAUGCUUGGUGACAGGAGGGAUUUGGGCCCAGGGAAAACCCAGGCCUCUUUCCCUGAGAGCUGAGCCCUGAUGACCUGUACCCAGUGGCUCCAGUAUCCCACAAAGGCAGCUUCUCUCCUGCCAGUGACUGGGGACCAGACAUCCUCCACCAUCCCAGAGGAAGUCAUUGGCCCCAAUCUUGAACUGUUAUUGGGUCUCGUGGGCAAAGGCCUAUAUCUGUUCUGAUGUUUUUAAAGUCAGCAGGGACCAAAACAGACCCCCCCUGACCCUCAUGCAUAUGCCUGCACUGAGCUUGGCAUUUUGCUUUUCUUGUCCAGGCAGGUCCAUCGCUUCUGUCCUCCCUCCAGGACUGAAAUGGCCUACCUGUGGGGCAGGAUCCCCACCUCUCCCACUCCCCUGCAGUGUCCCUGCACAGUGGCUUCAAAGGCCCAUUGAAGGGGGAGCAUCCCCCCUCCCCCUGCCCGCAGGACUCUCUCCCAACUCCUCACUCUGAAUGAGAAAUCAAAGCACAGGUCCCCAGGACCCAUGAUCUAUAGACACUCUGACACAGUGGUUUUCAAACCAGGUGCUGUGGAACCCCUGGGUUUCACAGAGCUUUGUCGGGCUGCUAAGGUGGGAAGAUGGGGGGUGGAGGCAAAGCCUAGAUCUCCAGCUCUCCCCCCAUCCCCACUUCCACCAGGACAACUCUGCUUUUAUCUGUCUUGCCUAUUGAGGUUUCACCUUCAAACUUGUGAAGGAAAACUUCUUCAAACCACCAUUCUAAGGUUUGAUCUUCAACCAGCAAGCAUAGGUUCUAUUCUUGCUCUUCAUGUUGGAAUGGCUCUAGCAUUCCAAUACAAAGUGUCUUUGUAUUGGAACUUGGGUCGCAGACCCAGGCCCAAGCAUUUGCUCACACACACACACACACACACACACACGUGUGUGUGUACACAUUUGAUGGUUUUGUUGCUCACCCACCCUGAAGCUCUGGCCUGAGUUUAAUUUGGGCAGGGGCCUGGUGCUCAGUGAGGGUGAGUCUUACCUUGAUAUCAGCCCGUGCAGUGUGAGGGACUGCGGAACAAGGACUUAGGCCCAGCCCCCACCCCAUGACUCGUGUCAGCACCCCAACUCCCUGCCCCAGGCCACAUGGUGGGAGAAGGAGAAACUAGACUCAGGUUCCUCUUUACAUACAGCCAGAUGGAUGGAUGUCCAGAUUUUUUACAAAACAAAUGCUGAAGGAGGGCUUCAUGACAGAAGUCCCUCCUGUGAGAGCAUUCCCCUCCAGAGACUUUUAAAGCAGCAAGUUUCCCUUGAGCAAUUCUAGUAGGAUUCCACUCCCACAUCUGUGGACAAGCAAGUGUGUGGGCAACAGAAAGGUGACUGAAGAGAUGCUGGUCUCCCACCCACAGUCUCCCAUAUUCUUUCUCUGCCAGCCUGCCUCUCUGCUUGGGCCCACGACCAGGGCUAAGGGGUGGGUACACUGGUGAGACCUGGACCAGCCCUUGACACAGAAUCCUGUAUGGGCCCACUGCUGAGGGAAUUCUAUGGGGAAAAUGUGAAGGUCAGGGCAUAGCCAACCAUGUGGCAUGGGAGAAAGUGUUCUAUGUUCAGUCUAAGCAUGCCCUUGGAACCCCACUGACCUCAGUCUCCCCAUGUGUAAGAUGGGGCUAGUGCCAGGCUCUGCCUUCCUCACAGGGAUUACAGCAAGGAAGGGUCAUAGGUGGGCAUGAUAGGUAGUGUCAUAUGAGACGGGAUCUGCACAAACUUGGGGUGUGGUCAUGGCUUACACUGCAGAUCAGCAGACUGCUUGGGGGAAUGAUUAUGAGAUGUACCAUCUUCCUGGGGCAUCUCUGCUUGGUGUUAAGGUCUAGCCACAGACACUAUGGGAGACGUGUCUCUUCCUAUCCAAUGGGAGCCAGCAUUGAGCCUGGCACAGUGACUGUGUGGAUCCUGGAUGCAGGGAGUGACAGGUAGCUGGGACAGGUCUCCAGGUCUGUGGCUCUUCUGUUAAGUGAUUAUUUUGUUACACCCUCAUUCCUGGGCCACCUGCCAGGUUUAUCUGUUGUACCUGUGGCAUUCCUUAUAACGUUAGAUAAGUUAUUACAGUUUAUUCAACUCUAACAGGACAAAUGAACAAAAGAACCAUAAAUAAGAGACCAUUAAAGGUCUUUUGUGACAGAUCCUGGAUGUGCUUUCAUUUCUGUCUCAUUAGCUCCUAGUAAGACACAGACCAGUAAAUUCUCUCCCUGCUGCCCUGGAAUGGUGGACAGGACCUGUGACUGGGUCAGGUGUUUUCUGUGGCCCGAACUCCAACCUGGUUCCUGCACCCUUUUUGGAAACUGCCAAAGAGCUUUCUCCCCGCUCUGCCAUUUACCAGUAUUAUGGUCUUGGGGAAGUUGCCAAACUUCUUUUCCCUCUCAGGCAUCACUAGAUCCCAUGACCCCUGGUAUGCUCCUCAGGUAAAGUUAUCCCAUAUUCUUUUUGGCAACACCAACCACUUCAACUGGAAUCCUACCCCAACCCCAGACCUGGUUCUUAUUCAGUUCUCAUCUCCUGCUCUACUGGGUCUCCCUGAAGUCACUUCACUUUCCAUGACUUACCCACUGUCUGUUCCAAAAGAACACAUGGGAGGAGUGGGGAUAUAUGUGAGGAAGAUUCAAAGUUCUACAUGAUAAUGUGCUGUAUUAACACAAAAGAAAAACGCUGAUGAAUGUAAGAUGACUUUCCCAGAAAACUGAUUAUGUAUGAAAAAAAAUUUUUUUUUACAUUCCUCCAAAAUAAUGUGCAACCUAGAUCAAAGCAUUGCCCUCCUGGUUAACCAGAAGGUGGUCUGUUUCCUCUGAUGCUCCCUUUAGGCCAGAAAAGGGUAGUGGGAAGACACUGACAUUUGAAUUAAGAGACCUGAGCUAGGGCUUUCGUUUUGCCCUCCCUCGUGGUCUAUAUCAGUCUGAGUCCAGAGAAAUACCCCAUGCCUGUAUUUCAGGAGCAGGGAUUUUACUGAUGAAACUGGUUAUAAUAUUGCAAUAGUUAAAAGGGCAAGUGAAAUUGGAGGUAACCCAGAGAUCAGGUGCAACUGGAAACCACUACCACCUGGAGGUUGGAAGGACAGGGAGAGGAGUUACAGAGCUAAGGAACUAGGGACAUUGAGGGAGAGGGUAUCUGAGGAAUUCAGACCACCAUAGAAACACAUCUGUCACUGGGGAUGCUACUCAAAGCAGAGAGAGUAGGAGAAAUAUUCUGGUUUCUCCUUUCUUUCUGCCCUCCAACAUCAUGCCCAUGCCUACUAUUGGCAGAAUCUAAUCAAAAGCUAAUUUUCAAGGAAUCUUAGGAUAUGUGGUUUGCAAUGGUUGAUGCCCUGCAAUACAGAGCAGGGGAGGAUCGUGGGAUUAGAUCUGAGACCAAAGAGCAAAUCAGCUCUUCCUCGAAUCUUCUCAUCCAAAAAAUAAAAAUAAUCAUAUUGGCCCGGAUACCACAAUUUGAGGAGUGCCCUGACCUCUAAACAGGACUGUAAAUGUCGGGGGGUGGGGAGAGGGAGUAUUUGUUUUUGCCUCUUAGCUUUGAGCUUUUCUCCUGGUGUCACUGUCUUCAUGGUGCUUUGGGACUUCAUUUCUCUUAGCUUUUUUAAACUCUAGAAAAUCAAGAUAAAAUGGGUAGGAGUUUCAAAUUAUAGCCAAGAGAGUAAGUCCACUACAGCCUAUCACUUCAACUGAUUACAUAAAAAUUCCUGACAGAAGUACUAAACACACUAUCUAAUGACUCUGAAAAUUAAACAAAAGCAGGCAGAUGGUACAUAGGAGUCAAAAUUUGGAGAAGUAAGCUGCAUGGGGUGCAUUUCCUUUUUUUCUCUCUUUUGUGGAUUUGUGCUGAGGUUAGAACCACCACCAACAGAAGGUGAGAGAACUUAGGGUCUGAACCUAAAUUAGUUGAUUGCCUCUUGAAACAACAAUAGCAAAAUCAACAUUCUUUGAAGAAUUAUAAUGGGACCCCAGAGUCUAAACAGUAUAACAUUUACAGUGUCCUUUUCAGAUAUAGUAACUUGAAAUUAUGCAAUAUACAAAGAGCCAGAAAAACAUGACCAAAUAUCAAGAGAAAAUACAAUCAACAUAUGCCAACUUUAAGAAGACUUAGAUGUUGGAAUUAUAAGAAAAGAUAUUGUGGUUGAUUAUAACUUGAAAUGAAUGGGAAGAUAGUUCUCAGAAAAGAUAUAGGGGUGCUUGGGUGGUUCAGUUGGUUAAGUGUCCGACUCUUGAUUUUGGCUCAGGUCCUUAUCUCACAGUUUGUGAGAUCAAGCCCUGCAUUGGGCUCUGCAUUGAUAGCAUGGAGCCUGCUUGGGAUUCUCUCUGCUCCCACCUUCUCUCUUAAAAUAAUAAUUUUAAAAAACCCUUUAAAAUAAAAAGGGAUAUAGAAACUUGAAAAUGAGCUAAAUAGAAAUUUUAGAACCAAAAACUUCAAUAUCUGAAAUAAAAAAUUCACUGGAUAAGCUUAAUAGCAGAAUGGAGUUGACAAAGGAAAAAGUCAAUGAACUUGAAGAUAGAUUAAUAAAAUUAUUCAAUCUGAAAAAGAGGGACAACUGAGAAAAAUUGACAGGGCUUCAAGGACCUAUGACAUAAUAUAGGUUCUGAGAUUCAUGUCAUUGAACUCCCAGAAGAGAGGAGAAAAAGUCUGGUGCAGAAAAAAAAAAUCUUUGAAUGAAAGGUGUAAACUUACAGAUUCAAGAAGCUGAGCAAACCUCAAACAGGUUAAACUCAAAGAAAACCAUACAUAGACACACAUAACCAAACUGUUGAAAACCAAAGAUAAACUCUAAAUUCCUAAAAGCAGCUAGAGAAAAUGACACAUUUUUCUAUCUUAUUCUUUACGAAGAAUGAUGAUUUGAUGGAGCUUUCUCAAUAGAAAGCAUGGAAGCCAGAAGAGAGUGAAACAGCAUCUUUAAGUGCUAACAUGAAAUAGUUGUCAAACUAGAAUUCUGUAUCUAGUGAAUAUAUCCUUCAAGAAUGAUGCAAAAUAGGGGUGCCUGGGUGGCUCAGUCGGUUGAGCAUCCCACUUUGGCUCAGAUCAUGAUCUCACAGUCUGUGAGUUCAAGCCCUGCAUCAGGUCCUGUGCUGACAGCUCAGAGCUUAGAGCCUGCUUUGGAUUCUGUGUCUCCCUCUCUCUCUGCCCCUCCCCUGCUCAUGCUCUGUCUCUCUCUCUGUCAAAAAUAAAUCAACAUUAAAAAAAUUUUGUUUAAAAGAAUGAUGCAAAAUAAAGAGAUACUCACAUGAAGGGAAACUAAUAAUUUGUCAGCAGACCUGCUCUUAUAAAAACUAAAAAUUUCUUUUGGUUGAAAGGAAAUUAUGCCAGAGAUAAAUCCACAUCUUCAGGAAUUAAGAGCAACAGAAACGGUGAUUAUUUGUGUAAAUUAUAAAAGACUACAUUGCUCCCCUUAAGUUCCUUAAAAUAUGUAUUAUUGAUGAAAGGAAAACCGAUAAAUUGUCUAGUAGGGUUGUCACAGUACAUAGAUAAAAUACUAUACUAUACUAUAUAUACUAUAAUGUAAAGUUCAGUGGGGAAAGAUAAAGAGACCUAUCUGUAGAGCUUCUGUAUUAUAUUGAAGUGAUAUAAUAUUAACCCUAAGUAUACUGAGAAAGAUUAUUAUGUAUAUUGUGAUUUGUAGAGCAACAAUUAAAAUGGACCCAAAAAUAUAGAUAAAAUAGCAUACUAAAAAAUAAGCACAUAUUCCAAAAAAAGGCAGGAAAGUUGGAACAAAAGAAUGAAAAACAGAGGGGACAAACAAAAAAGUAAAAGUGGUAGACCUAAAUCAAACCAUAUCAGUAACUAUAUUAAA
This is a messenger RNA of Panthera uncia (snow leopard), 13719 nucleotides long. It is a transcript of the gene ARRB1, whose product is annotated as arrestin beta 1. The record is from RefSeq and is a predicted model, not a curated record. Bases 2599 to 3867 code for a protein of 422 amino acids. Gene Ontology annotation, biological process: signal transduction; G protein-coupled receptor internalization; visual perception. Gene Ontology annotation, molecular function: G protein-coupled receptor binding. The transcript is spliced from 15 exons. Lineage: Eukaryota; Metazoa; Chordata; Mammalia; Carnivora; Felidae.